AUGGCACCAAAAACGCCCGAAUCACCACCCCAUCGAGGUCUUCUCAUCCCCGAAGUCCUCGAACGCAUCCUUAUCCACCUAGACAUCCGCACCCUCCUCCUCUCCCAACGCGUCUGCACCGCCUGGGCAACAAUAAUCCAAGAAUCCCCAUCCCUCCAACAGGCCCUCUUUUUCGCCCCAACCCAAUGCCCCGAAGAAGACAUCAUCUACAACCCCCUCCUCAUCGAACGUUUCCCACCCUUCUUCCCAAACACCAUCCACAAUGACCUCGCCAAACCAAGAGACUGCUACCCGCCGCAUUUCCUCCCCAUGCAAUACGUCGGCGAUGACUGCGCCUGGAGCCACCCCGUCAAAGACGACCUCACCCGAGCACAAGUCUUUUAUUCUGAACUCCCUCUCCAGAAAUAUCCCCUGCGCCGAAAGGCCUACCUCCAUCCCGAGGCCUCCUGGCGCCGCAUGUUAACCCAGCAGCCGCCCGCACCAAACAUUCCCGUUCUCCGCGUUUGGUCCUACGCCAGAUACAAGACGUUUGAUCGAUACCGCAUCCCAGGCACAUUGAAAGAUGUGAUGGAUCUAGAGAGAUACGUCAAACAGAACCCGAAAGACUCCGAUCCUUCAUCUUCCCCCGAGGAUAAUAAUACCAACGACCCCGAAAACAGCGGCGUCACAAUGGGCCUCCUCUUCGACUACGUAACCUGUGAUCUGGAUCUCAAGUGGUGGAUGAUCAUGUGGGGUGAUCUGCCCCCCGUGUCGAUGGCGCUGGAGUUGGGACCGGAAUAUGUAGAUGCUUAUAAGCGCGCAGCGAAAGAUGGGAGUAUUGUGAUUCUCACAUUUCAGAUCGUGCAAGGGUUCGAGUGGUGGUAUGAUAUUGCUGGGGCGAAUGCGAAGAAUUUGAGGUUUCGUAUUGUCGAUGAGUAUAGGGCGAGGGGUUGGGUCGGGGAGAGGCCGCCUACGUUUUCGAAUCGGUUGAGGACAGUGGAGAAGGGGAGCUUUCCUCAUUUUUCGACAAUUGCGCCGUUUCUGGCGAGGUAUUUGGCGCCGGGGUAG
This is a messenger RNA of Aspergillus welwitschiae, 1047 nucleotides long. RefSeq lists its product as uncharacterized. The record is from RefSeq and is a predicted model, not a curated record. Gene Ontology annotation, molecular function: protein binding. The transcript has a single exon. Lineage: Eukaryota; Fungi; Ascomycota; Eurotiomycetes; Eurotiales; Aspergillaceae. Bases 1 to 1047 code for a protein of 348 amino acids.